AUUACCACACUAUUUUAGUCGACGACUAGAUUUGUUUGGAGGUCUAACGUUAAACCUCAGCUGCGAACAUCUCACAGUUUGUCAGGAAUUACAGGGUCGGUGAAAAUGCAUUUAUUUUGCACGUCGCUUGUUUUGUGCGUCGUCCUCUCAGCGUGUCACAUGAUCACAUCCACCUGUGACGAGCUCUUGACUUCAGGAGAUGCUGAAUUCUGCAAGGGAGAGUUAAAGCUGAUUUACCCAGAUCUGGUUAUUGACAAGUGCUGGAUCAUCCCUCAGAUGACCAGAGAGAAGAUCAGCAAGGAGUGGGGAUCACCUCAAGUACAGAUGCCAUGUGCUGAUGAGGAGAAGAAAUACACUCUAUUAAUGGUGGACCCAGAUGCUCCUAGUCGUAAGAAACCCUCUCGUGCUUACUGGAGACAUUGGUUACUGGUUGACAUUAAGGGGGAAGCGUUCAAGACGGGAGAUGUCAGAGGCAUCGAACUCUCCGCAUACACCCGCCCCACUCCACCUCAAGGCACUGGGCUCCACCGCUACCAGUUCCUUGUGUUUGAGCAGCCUGAAGACCAGACCUUGUCCCUCAGCUCACAGGAGAAGAGCUCACUGGGUAACUGGGAUCCACUGGCAUUUGUUCAGAGGUUUGGUCUGGCUGGCCCAGUGGCUUCACUUCAGUUCCUCACCCAAAACCACAAGGACUAAAGAAACCCUCCAACCUGCAACUGACCUUUGACCUCUGGACUACACUCUAUGGCUUAUUUGUUUGCCUAGUUCUGAUAUUAUAUCCCAUAAUACUCCAUUGCACAUCAGUAUUUAGGAUCAUAUUUAA
This is a messenger RNA of Rhinichthys klamathensis goyatoka, 823 nucleotides long. RefSeq names its product phosphatidylethanolamine-binding protein 4. NCBI's taxonomy places the organism in Eukaryota, Metazoa, Chordata, Actinopteri, Cypriniformes, Leuciscidae. The transcript has 7 exons. The record is from RefSeq and is a predicted model, not a curated record. Bases 106 to 696 code for a protein of 196 amino acids.